This is a messenger RNA of Acyrthosiphon pisum (pea aphid), 1290 nucleotides long. RefSeq lists its product as uncharacterized. NCBI's taxonomy places the organism in Eukaryota, Metazoa, Arthropoda, Insecta, Hemiptera, Aphididae. The record is from RefSeq and is marked predicted.
GUCAUUCAAAUUUGAUACCAACAAGAUGAGGACGUCACAUCUUUACGUUUUGUUAAUAUCGGCAUUGGUAGUUCAGAUUUCCUCUGAAACUGCUGAUCUAGAAAAAAUAUUAAACCGUAUUCUAUCAUCUUCGUUUGACCUUGCAGCAAAACCCAUCACCGAUUUAAUAAAUGAAGUACCAAUGAAACCAGAUGCAGAAAAAUUCUUGAACGAAUUCACAUGGAAAUUAAAGCGGUUUAUGGAACAAACCCAAGAGGAGUUAUUUAAUAUGAUACCAAAAACCGAGAGAGAAAAUACAAAAAAAGCGAUUGGAUACUUGUCAAUGUAUAUGUCGGGAGCAUUUUCAGCAGCACAGAAAAAAGUAACAAAUGUAUCGAACAAAUCUUUUGAUGCAUUACCGGAUAAUAUUAAAACCAAAUUACUUGACAUAGGAAAUGAUAUUGAUGACUUCUUAAAAAGAAUAAGGGGUUUUAAUGAUUUUAAUGAUCCAAAAACAUCACAAAAAACAUCCAAAUAAUAAUGAAUAUUAUUUUAAUAUUAUUUUAGGUACCCAAUAAAAAAUAAAUUAAUACCUAAUUUAUACGAUAAAUAACAAUCCAAUAUUUCAAUGUUAACUUUUAAAUAAUAUUGGUAGGAAUGACAAAUGAUCUAUAGACUAUAACCAUCAUUAUAUGUAGGAAACACGAAAAUUGUAAUUAUUGAUUUGUAUUUAAAUUAUACACACUAACUUUAUUUGUAAAGCUAAUGUUAUAAAACUUCGGUUAGAACACUUAAUAGUAACAAAUUUAUUGAUUGUAUACAUAAAGCUUACAUUAUAUUACACCUAACAUUUAAUGUAAUUACAAAUUGUAGCUUAUAAGUACCUAUAUUAUUGUUUUGUUUGUUUAAUUAUAUACAUUUACGUGAAAAUAAGAAUUAUGCAAUGAAUAAUAUCUACUAUUUUAUAAUUGUUAGUAUUUGUAUUAGAACAAUGUAGUUUGUGUUGGAAAAAGAAAAAUAUUUAGUAUUACUAUUUACUGCAUGCACAUUAUCUUCAGAAACUUUAUCUAUAUAGUUUUAUUUUGAUUAUACAGAUUAAACAGUUAAGCGUCAAAGUAUGUCUAGAUUAUCAUUAUUUUUUAAUUAAAACUACAAAUUAUAUUUAUAUUUGGUUCAAAUAUUGAAUGAGACAAUUAUAUGUUAAAUACAUAAUGUUACAAUAUGUUAAAUAUAAAUUAUUUAUUAAUGCCUUUUUUCAAAAAUGUACCUACCUAUUGGACAUAAAUAUUAAAUAGUUUGUAAAAUUAAAAA